CUGUAGUUUUCCUUUUCGCGCCAGUUCUUAGGAAAGGCUGUGAGGCUUGGUCAAAAAUGUUGUGGCUCCGUCAAGGAAAUUAGAUGACGGAGAGCUGCAACGUAUUGCUGUUGUCUGGCUCACUCAAAUGCCGCCUACGUAAUUGUAGUACAACCGGGAAUAGGACAGAACCGAGCCAGUCUGGAGGUGGAAUCAUAGAACAGUACGCGGCAAGAACAAACCCCUUGCUCGGCCGUAUUGCUGUCUGGGGAAAUAAACGCAAGGACUCACGCCAGUCACUUUACGCAGAAAUUAUUCAUAAUCAUAUUCGAGGGUGAAGAGAACCUGCAAAAGGGAGUGGGAGCAUCUCUUUUGCCGGUCUCUGACACACACGCCGAGGUGCAUAUAUUUUUCAUUUUUUUUUUUUUCAUGCUUAGGGUUAAUUUAGUUUCCCCAUCCGCUCCGUGUACAAUAACAAAAGGAUUUUUUUUGAAAUAGAAGAGUGGUUCAAGAAACGUACAACCGUCAAAGAAAGACAGUGUGCAAAAGCAGAAGUCCAGUUUCUAGUACCCUAGACUUACAGACGCCAAUAACAUAGCAGCGAUCUUCGAUCAACUGCAAGCUACUUAACUUGAAUCGUACAUGUCCGCCGUGUAGUCCAUUAUUAGAGAAGAUCUGGACUUCUAUUUUUAAAAACCGCUGUCGGCGCUAGAAAUGUAGUUGUUUCAAACUAGGCAAGUCGUUAUUAUUUGCAGAUGAAUUAGAAUUUAUUAUCCUCAUCUGAUCGUAGUUUUUGUGCAGCAGCUUGCUUUACCACUAAAUUAACAGCCGAAGGGGCCAUAAUGCUGCUGGGACUGGGCAUAUAGUAAAGUGCAGUUGUUUGACGAGCGAGCAAUUUGAAGUUUUCUCGCUCUUUUUCAUUUCUGUCAACAUUGUGCUUUACGUCAAGAACCCACGAGCAUUUUCUUCUUAUCAUGAUGUCGCAUCCACCACGACCAUCCGUCACACCUGUGAUGUAUUUUUAGGAUGAUAGAUUUGAUUCCACAACCACAUCCAUUCGCACAAAAUAGCAUGACCAGAGCAAGAAGGGGGUGUAGUCGCGCUAAAUGCGUGAUGUAGUUUAAGUAGCUCGACUACGGGAUAGCCGUGUCCUACAAAAAACUAGUUUCUUUUCAAGUACUUACUUUAUCUCAUAGUCAUAAGCCUUUUGCCCAGAACCUCCCUGCUUGCACAGAUUUUAAAUGGUCCAGAACCACUCAACAUCUGGUUGAAGAGAUUUGCGUGGAAGGGCCUAGCCCAUCUCGCUAUUUUUUUAUCUCUCAUGAGGGCAUUGAAAAAAACAGUUCUACCGUUGCACCACUGUGCGAGCAUGCCAAAGCGGUGAGAUUCUAGUUCUAGUUCUAGAAAGUAGAGAUACAACUGAUUUCGUUGCGGUUCUCAGGCAGGACAGUUGUGAUUGCUACGUUGUGUAGUACCAGCAAUAGAGGUCGUGUUCGUUUGUUUCGAAGAUCGUCGAGGAGCGUUUAUUACUUGGGAGUGAAGUACCAGUUCCAGUAGGACAACUUCUACCUGUUCGGCUUGAGGGAGAGAAAAAUU
Molecule: messenger RNA, 1575 nt
Organism: Amoebophrya sp. A120
Lineage: Eukaryota; Dinophyceae; Syndiniales; Amoebophryaceae
Source: the annotation of a GenBank genome assembly